This is a messenger RNA of Anolis carolinensis (green anole), 2196 nucleotides long. It is a transcript of the gene crppa, whose product is annotated as CDP-L-ribitol pyrophosphorylase A. The record is from RefSeq and is a predicted model, not a curated record. Gene Ontology annotation, cellular component: cytosol. Gene Ontology annotation, molecular function: D-ribitol-5-phosphate cytidylyltransferase activity. The transcript has 11 exons. Lineage: Eukaryota; Metazoa; Chordata; Lepidosauria; Squamata; Anolidae. The coding region runs from base 174 to 1541 and encodes 455 amino acids. Gene Ontology annotation, biological process: protein O-linked glycosylation via mannose; isoprenoid biosynthetic process.
ACGCAUGCGCAGUAGAAACCACCCAGCACUCGGGUGGGGGCUCUUAAAGGGCCAGCCAAAGAGAAGGGGACUGGGAAGUGACAUGAGGGAAACGGCUCAGGGAUAAGCGGCCUUCAUUGACGACGACGCCCUACAUAUGUCUUUCUUUGCCUCAGGACGGUGACAUUCCCACAAUGGCGUCGCCAGCGACCGGCCUCGGCGAAGGCCUCAAUUCCGAAGCGGAGCCCGGGCCGAGGCCAGCGCCUCCGGUGUCAGUGGCGGCCGUGCUGCCUGCCGGAGGGAGCGGGGAGCGGAUGGGCGGCGGGACCCCGAAGCAGUUCUGCGACCUGUCGGGGCGGCCGCUCGUCAGCUACACCGUGCAAGCCAUGGAGAGAGUCAGCUGGAUAUCUGAUAUAAUCGUGGUGGUAUCACAAGAGAAUGUUGAAAAAAUGAAGUAUAUUAUAAACAAAUUUGGCCACAAGAAGACAACAGUGGUUGAAGGUGGAAUGACUCGCCACAGAUCUAUCUUCAAUGGAUUGGAUAUAUUUGUAAAGAGCAAUAAUUCUAGUCAACUCCUCAAGAAACCAGAAGUUAUAAUAAUCCAUGAUGCUGUGAGGCCAUUUGUUGAGGAGGACAUUCUUUUUAAAGUAGUUAUGGCUGCCAAAGAGCAUGGGGCAGCAGGAGCCAUCCGUCCUCUUGUCUCCACUGUUAUUGCUUCCUCUGCAGACGGAUGUUUAGACCAUUCACUAGAUCGUGCCAAAUACAGAGCAAGUGAAAUGCCUCAGGCCUUCUUAUUUGAUAUAAUUCAUCAAGCAUAUCAACAGUGCAGUGAUUAUGACUUUGAUUAUGGAACAGAGUGUUUGCAUCUGGCUCUAAAAUACAGCAAAACAAAUGCUAAGCUUAUUGAAGGGCCUCCCGACUUGUGGAAGGUGACCUAUAAGAGGGAUCUCUAUGCAGCUGAUUCUUUAAUUAAGGACGCCAUUUCACAACAACUUUGUAUUAUCAAUAAUAAUAUCAAUGAAGAUGCUAGUCAAGUAGGGUUUCUACUUCAUGGAACACUGAAAAAUCAUGUGAAAGUCAUUAAAAGUACAUCAACAUCUGUUUCUGAAAAUGACAAUCACUUGCAAAACAUCUUAUUAGAACAGUGUUACAACUUUGUCUGCAUAAAUGAUGAUCCGAAUGGCCUUCAAGAGACUCAUCAGCUCCUAAAAAUACUUGAAAACAGAAAUGCAUCUGUUCUAUAUUCUGUUGUUCUCAUCUCAGUACACUUGGCUAUUUUAGAAAAUACAUUUUUGAGCAGUGCAAUGCAGAGCUUAACUAAACUUGCAAAGGAAGUAAAGAAGAAGAAUAUUUUGCUUUAUGGUUUCAUUGUAGAUUACAGGAAGGUUUUCCAAGGAUGGAUUAAACUCUCACCUGUUGCCACUCGACUCAGAGAAGGGGAUGAUUCAAAUAUACAGGACAAUUUGAAGCUUCAAGAGACCAUAGAUUUGGCUGGUUCACUUAUCACAGCCUUAAUAAGGGACAGAAAUCCUGUUUUUGCUGGCCAGAUUCUAGUAGCAUGAAAAAGAAUAACCAAUAUUUCAAGGAUGCUUUCUCCAAUUUUUCAGAUUUUUUUUUUACAAAAACCCUGCUGUCUUCAUGUUUUUAAAAAUAGGGAAGAAAACCAAACAUGUUAGGAACAUGUUAUCCACAAAUAAGCAAAUUGUUUCAACAUAAACAAUAUUCUGGCUGAAAUAAAAUUCAGAAAACUGAGUGCUUCCCAAAACAUCUGGUGUGAGAGACCAGCAAUUCUUUCCUUCAAGUUCUAGGAGAUGAUAUCUUAUUUGUGUUAUUAAUAGCAUCAUGAUAUAAAUCUUCAGACUCCCAUUCUGAGCAACACUGUAUUGAAAAUCAGUUUUCAUAAAAAGAAAAAUUGAGACUUUUUUUUAAAAGCACACCUAGGUACUUUGGAUGAAAAUAUGAAUACAUAAAAGGGAUAUUUUAUAUGAAAUAUAGUAACUAUACAGAAAGUUAAAUUGUAUGUUGCCUUGAGUGCCUUUGGGCACAGAGAAUAAUGAUGAUAUAUGAAAAGUGUAGGUUUUUGUGUUCUAACAAGGUAUAAAUGUGGAAUGAAUUAACGUCUAUAGGGGCUGCCAACUUUACUAUUCUUAAAUUAAUCCAUGAGGAGAUAUAAGCAUGUAUGUAACUUAACUUUUGGAAUAAAUGAAACUAAUUUUA